CGGGGUGGACAAAGACGACCCUGGACCAUUCUGUCAGGUUCCAAAGAUGAAGAACGUUGUACUCCUGUCCCAGAGUAAACACGGCUCCUUUUGCGUCCUUGGUCUUCAGAGGACUCACGACCCUCACGAAGUCGAAGAAAGACUGCUGCCUCUAGCAUCGUCGUCUCACUCACCAGAGUCACCACCACCACCUUCUCUCGGUCAGACCAGUUUGGAAGUUUUCCCUCGACUGGCACAUGCUGCUUCCCAGGUAACUUCAAGAAAGAAGAAGAAGACGAAGAAGGAGAAGAAGGAGAAGAAGGAGAACAAGAAGACGAAGAAGGAGAAGAAGGAGAAGAAGGAGAACAAGAAGACGAAGAAGGAGAAGAAGGAGAAGAAGGAGAACAAGAAGACGAAGAAGGAGAAGAAGGAGAAGAAGGAGAACAAGAAGACGAAGAAGGAGAAGAAGAAGACGGCGACGAAGAAGAAGGAGGAGGAGGAGGAGGAGGAGGGAGAGAAGGAGGAGGAGGAGGAGGAAGGGGAAGCGACUGACCACCGGCCGGCGAGGGGAUAGAAUCAGAUAAAGGAUAUGGAGCCGU
Molecule: messenger RNA, 578 nt
Organism: Chara braunii
Lineage: Eukaryota; Viridiplantae; Streptophyta; Charophyceae; Charales; Characeae
Source: the annotation of a GenBank genome assembly